CACCGCCCAGACAGCCAAUUGAGCAGUAAACGCAACAAGCCCCACAGACAGCUGAUGUCUGUCAAGCCAGGGGAGAAAAAAAAGGGUCUAGAGUCUCGCGAUACGAGGAGCCGGCUGGGAGCUGCGAGAUGUGGGGGCUCAGGUGUAAGAAAGCAUCUCAUCCCAGUAGUAGAAUAGAGCAGAGUGCUAAGUGAGAAGGAGAAGCUGGAGGGACACACUCACACGCCGUGUGGUCAUCAUCAGGACAUUACACAGCAGCCGGAGAGACGAGCUGCUUCCUACACACCACAGCCUGGCUCACUUUUCUUCCCACUUCAGGACUCUUCCAGGAUUCCAUGCAAUUCUUUCAAGAUGAUGUCCAUGAACAGCAAGCAGCCUCAUUUUGCCAUGCACCCGAGCUUACCUGAGCACAAGUACACCUCUCUGCAUUCUAGUUCGGAAGCAAUAAGGAGAGCAUGCCUACCAACUCCGCCGCUGCAGAGCAAUAUCUUCGCCAGCCUGGAUGAGACCCUCCUGGCACGGGCCGAGGCCCUGGCCGCAGUGGAUAUGGCCGUGAACCAGGGCAAGAGCCACCCGUUCAAGCCUGAUGCCACCUACCAUACCAUGAACAGCGUGAACAGCAUGCCAUGCUCGUCCAACUCCACGGUGCCACUCGCCCAUCACCACCAUCAUCAUCACCACCACCAUCACCAGCCGCUGGAGCCCGGGGACCUUCUGGACCAUGUCACCUCUCCGUCCCUGGCACUUAUGGCCUCCACCGGACACGAUGGAGUCGGGGGUGGCGGAGGGGGUGGAGGUGGCGGCGGAGGCGGCGGAGGGGGUUUGAUUUCCACCUCGGCCCACCCGCACAGCCACAUGCAUGGCCUAAGCCACCUGUCCCACCAGGCUGCCAUGAACAUGACCUCUGCCCUGCAGCACCAGGGGCUGGUGGCCCAUCACGGAUCUGCCGGACAGGUGACCUCGGCAGGACUAGCCUCUAUCUGCGACUCAGAGACAGAUCCGCGGGAGCUGGAGGCGUUCGCGGAGCGCUUUAAGCAGAGGCGGAUCAAGCUGGGGGUCACCCAGGCGGACGUGGGCUCUGCUUUGGCCAACUUAAAAAUCCCCGGGGUGGGUUCCCUCAGCCAGAGCACCAUCUGCAGGUUCGAGUCCCUCACCCUGUCCCACAAUAACAUGAUCGCCCUCAAACCCAUCCUGCAAGCCUGGCUGGAGGAGGCCGAGGGGGCCCAGAGGGAAAAAAUGAACAAACCCGAACUGUUUAAUGGGGGGGAAAAGAAACGCAAGAGGACUUCAAUCGCUGCCCCUGAGAAGAGGUCCCUGGAAGCUUAUUUCGCUGUCCAGCCCCGACCUUCCUCCGAGAAGAUUGCAGCCAUAGCAGAGAAACUGGACCUCAAAAAGAACGUGGUGCGGGUCUGGUUCUGUAAUCAAAGACAAAAGCAGAAAAGAAUGAAAUUUUCUGCCACUUACUAAAACAAAAACUAAAAAAAAAGUCCUCCUAGAACAAAAACUAUUUCUGUAUUUAUUUCCUUAUUUAUUCUGAAUUUAAUUUAUUUGGAGGGCUUUUCUUCUCUUCUAGAAGACUCUAGUGAAACUUGAGAUCAAGACGGAGAAUUAAAUCUUAAGAAGAAGACUAAAAAUAAUAAUAAUAAAGAUUAUUUAUUGCCGGGACCAAUGGACAAUAAAGGGUGGGAAUUCGGCGACUGGGACUCUGUGAAAACUGUAGAUCUAUUCUUGAAUUUUACUAGUUCAAUAAAAAUCAAGGGCAAGUGUACUUGUAUUGGACAAGAGCAAGUCUAUAGAAGUCAUCACACGGAAGCCCUAGGGGUUAAAGUGUUGGUGAUGCUGAUGAUCAAAAUUAGAAUAAUGUGAAAUUGACAGUAUUUUAGCCGAGCUCUGUUUUAUUAAUUUAUUAAUGUUCUCAUUCUGUCUCUUGUUGCUGGUCACUGGGGGGGGAGGGCUGUGACUUGGGGGGGAAGGUAAUAGAUCAGGAAGCAUUGUUUAUUU
Rana temporaria (common frog) is the source of this 2001-nucleotide messenger RNA. It is a transcript of the gene POU4F1, whose product is annotated as POU class 4 homeobox 1. Gene Ontology annotation, molecular function: RNA polymerase II cis-regulatory region sequence-specific DNA binding; DNA-binding transcription factor activity, RNA polymerase II-specific. Gene Ontology annotation, biological process: regulation of transcription by RNA polymerase II. The transcript is spliced from 2 exons. The record is from RefSeq and is a predicted model, not a curated record. Lineage: Eukaryota; Metazoa; Chordata; Amphibia; Anura; Ranidae. Bases 352 to 1467 code for a protein of 371 amino acids.